Messenger RNA from Aplosporella prunicola CBS 121167, 1627 nucleotides. RefSeq lists its product as uncharacterized. The transcript has a single exon. The record is from RefSeq and is a predicted model, not a curated record. Lineage: Eukaryota; Fungi; Ascomycota; Dothideomycetes; Botryosphaeriales; Aplosporellaceae. The coding region runs from base 140 to 1522 and encodes 460 amino acids.
GCGCGCAGCUCCCCCAGCUCUCGAGCUCCCCCGGCUCUCCGCUUGCACACCCUUUCUCUCAUUCUCUCUCAUGCCACCGGAGCGUCUACCUAACCACCUAUACGGACCACUCACAUACAUACUCAAACAAGACGCGUAAAUGUCAUACAGAGCCACCCGGUCGCCGCAGCUGCCGCCGCUCGCGCGCGUCCCGUCACGGGAGACGCGAUCGAGGUCGCCGCGCCCGCCUGUGUCCCCGCUGUCGCCGCUCUCGCCCCUGCAGCAGGAUCCGAGGGCCAUGUUUCGAGGAGGAGAGGAAAGUUCUGAGGCAAAGACGGCGCCGAGUGGGCGGUUCGGUGGAGCGGCCUCCCCUCUGGACAGACAUAGCAGGCGGCACAACCUCAACCUCGACCCGCACGACGCAGACGUCUUGGGCGGCAUCUCGCCAACCACGUGUAACGACGACAUCUCGCCCACGCAGCCCGUCCCGCCCACCCACCCGGACGACACGCACAGCCCGCCGUCGCCGCCUCCCCCGCCCCCUCCACCCGCGCUCCCGCUCUCGUUCGCCCCGUUCUUCACCCUGAUCGAGGACGCCCACUCGAACGAUGUCGCCCACCCCACCGCCGUGCACUACGUCUUCGAGGACGACGAGCCCGACGUCCUCACCAGCGCGCUCCUGCGCGCAAAGGGCACCGCGCCCGAGGACCUGCAGGCGUACAAUUACUCGUACGCGUACAACCACACCCACACCCCCACCCACGGCUACAGCCCCGGCGCCCAAACACAGCCGCCCGGCGUCGAAGAGCGCGUCAUCCUGCUCGACCUGGACGUCGUCGACGCCGCUGCCGCGGGCGGUGCCGCAGGCCUCGCUGUCCGCGCUGCCCGCAGCCUGAGUCCUGGUUGGCAGGUCUGCUCGGCGGCGAUUGCGGCGGCGCCGACGUUCGCGGUUGAUGAGGGCGAGGUGGGCGAGGGGGGCUUGCCUGGAGCGGGGAACGCAGGGCUGAUGCUGAGGGUUGAGGGGGUCAGUGUUGGGGCUGGGGGGUUGGGCACAGGAGCUGCUGGAUUUGGCGCGGGAAUGGGGGGACUACCGGGGCAGGGGCUCGGUGGCAUGAGUGAGGGCGCGGUUGAAGAGGCUCAGGCGCAUGUGGAGGCGUUGUUGAUGGAUGAGGCGCGGAGGAGGGUUGGUGGGGAGGCGGUGCCUGCGAUGGAGGAACUGUGGGCACGGUUUGAGCGCGGAGUCGAGGUGCUGGGGAAGGUUGUUGGGGGGGAUGUGGAUGCGGAUGCGGAUGCGGAUGCGGAUGCGGAUGCGGACGUGGACGUGGAUGCGGGCGUGGAUACGUGCGUGGAUGCCGAUGCGGAUGGGGGUGGCGGUGGCGGUGGACAUGUGGGUGAAGACGUGGGUGAAGAGGCGGGUGAAGAGGCGAAUGAAGACGUGGAUGGAGAUGCGGGGCUGGGCGUGGGUGCAGGUGUGGAGGCGAGUAUAGAAGAGGACAUGGGACGAGAGGGAGAAGAGGUGUUUUCGGCGGUGGGGGGCCGGUGAGGAAGUGAGAGUAAAAAGCACCCCACGCACAACUCUCAAACCCGGGCUCUCUCACACACUCCCCCCUCUCUCCCCACUUACUUUCAACCGUCCACAUACCUACCA